UCCAAGCCUUAGAAGUCCUCAGUACCUAUCCGCUCUUUUUUCAAUCUAAAUCUCGAAUCGGGUUUGGCACAAAAUCUCAAAUUGGGUUUGGCCAGAAUUUCUACAAGGAGCUAUGUAUGGAGAGUAUUGGAGAUUUAGAAGGAAAAGAUUUUGGCGAUACUUGGAGAAGAAAAAAGUUAUAUCACCCAGGUUUUUGCUACUGAGAUUUCACAAAGCUUAUUUUCUACAAAGUCAAGGUGAAUCUAGAAGUUUGGAAACCUCAAAAAUUCCAGCAAAGGUGUUUAGAUACUUUCCAUUGAUACAGAGGCUUCAAAGAUUAUUUAUGUCAUCUAAAACAUCUACUGAUAUGAGAUGGCAUGCAGAAGGUCGCACUAAAGACGGGGUAAUGUGGCAUCCUGCUGAUAGUAUUGCUUGGAGAAAAUUUGAUGAAUCGCAUCAAGAUUUUUCUCAAGAUCCUCAAAAUGUUAGACUUGGAUUGGCUUCAGAUGGAUUUAAUCCAUUCAAGUCUAUGUCUAUCUCACAUAGUACAUGGCCAGUUGUCUUGGUUUCAUAUAACUUGCCACCAUGGUUGUGCAUAAAGCAACCAUACAUGAUAUUAUCAAUGAUUAUUGAUGGCCCUCAUGCACCGGGCAAUGAUACUGAUGUCUAUCUACGACCGUUAAUUGAUGAGUUAAAAGAAUUGUGGGUUGGUGUUGACACUUAUGAUGCAUCAAAGAAUCAUAUGUUUCAAAUGCGUACUUCAUUGCUUUGGACAGUCAGUGAUUUUCCAGCACUAGGUAACUUAUCAGGAUAUGGUGUGAAAACUAGAUAUGCUUGUCCAUGUUGUCUGAACAAGACUAAAUUUCUGAGAUUGAAAUAUGGGCGAAAAUAUUGUUUCAUGUCGCGCAUGCGAUGGUUACCCCAUGGGCACAAGUUUCGAAAAGAUAAAGUUUAGUUUGAUUAUUUUAAGGAGUUAGAGGCAGCACCUAAAUGUUUGUCAUUUAUUGAAGUUCUUAAGCAAUUGAAAGGUAUUAAAAAUAAAUUCGGAAAAUGUCCAUCGAUCAAAUCCCAGAAAAGAAAAUGGAAGAAUUCUGAUCAUGUUGAUGAUGCCAUGUUGCAAUAUUUAUGGAAGAAAAAGAGCAUAUUUUUUGAGUUAGACUACUGAAAAGAUAAUAUGAUUCGUCAUAAUCUUGACACAAUGCAUAUUGAAAAGAAUGUAUUUGACAAUAUAUUUUGGACAUUACUAAAUAUUGACGGGAAAGGAAAAGACAAUCUGAAUUCUCGUUUGGAUUUACAAGAGAUGGGGAUUCGAAAGGCGUUGCACCCUAAACAAAGAGCUAAUGGCAAAUACUAUCUACCUCCGGCAUGUUUCACCUUAAGCAAUGCACAAAAAGAUAUGCUCUUACAAGUUUUAAGAGAUGUGAAAGUACCGGAUGGAUAUGCUUCAAAUAUAUCAUGUUGUGUUGAUCUUAAGCAACGCACUGUGCAUGGAUUGAAGAGUCAUGACUGCCAUAUUUUAAUGCAACAACUCCUUCGUAUUGCUUUGCGAGGCCUCCUUCCCAUGAAUGUCCUUAAGCCAAUUAUCGAAUUAAGUAACUUUUUUAGGGGCAUUUGUUCAAUAGUUAUGAAUAUAGGUGAAUUAGAAAAGCUCCAAGAUCGAGUUGCAAUAACUCUUUGUCAUUUGGAGAGAAUAUUUCCUCCAUCUUUUUUUGAUAUCAUGGAACAUCUAGUCAUCCAUUUAGCUGAAGAGGCAAAGAUUGGUGGACCUCCACAAUACCGUUCGAUGUGGGCAUUUGAAAGGUACUUGCUUACUCUUAAAAAUUAUGUGAGGAGUAGAAGCCAUCCAAAAGGUUCAAUUGCAGAGGGAUAUUGGAUAGAAGAGUGCAUGACAUUCUGCUCAAGAUAUUUACAUGAUAUGAAAACAAAAUUAAAUGGACCUUUAAGAAAUUAUGAUUUGUAUAAUGAGAUUCCAAAUCAAUAGGCUCGUCAAUCAACUAAAAUUGACGGGUUUACGCUUGAUGACAUUACCCAUGCCCAAGCACACAGAUAUAUUUUAUUUAAUUCUGCUACCACAACUCCAUAUCGCGAUGAGCAUAUAAAAGAAAUCAAGAAGCAAAAUCCUCGUCUAUCGAGACAUGAUGUGGAUCAGAUUCACAAUGAAAAUUUUCACAUAUGGUUUAGAAAAUAUGUAAUUAUGAACCAGCUAAAAUGCAUUUACACACACACACACACUAUAUAGAAUAUCAUUUUAUAAUUAGUUCUUGCUUAUUUAUAAUUGAUAGGUUGAGAAGAUACAUAUGGCAGGUGAGCAAAUACCAAAAGAAAUUCAAAAUCUAAUUAUUGGCCCAUCAAAGCAAGCAAAAAGGAUGAGCGGAUACAUAAGUAAUGGAGUUAGAUACCUAAAAAAGCCUCGUGAUGCAAAGCUAAAAAUACAAAAUAGUGGUUAUGGUAAAGGCUGCCACUCAGAGCUAUGCAAGCGCAAGAGACAGAAAUCCCAUAUUAGUAGAAGUCACCUUUUAUGAAAUUCUCACGGACAUAAUUGAGUUGUAUUAUACCGCAAACCUCAAGUUUAUUCUAUUUAGAUGUGAAUGGGUAGACAAUAACAAGGGGCUUAUUGUGGACGAUGAUUAUGGAUUUACUCUUGUUAAUUUUUCUCAUCUACUCUACAAAAGGCAGCACCCGUCAAAUGAACCUUUCAUCUUUGCUUCUCAAGCUCAACAGGUGUUUUAUGUCUAUCAUCCAAUGGCAAAAGAAUGGCAGAUUGUAGUUGAAAUUAAACCAAGAGGUUUUUGUAAUUUAGGUGAAAACAAACUAGCAAAUGAGCAUAUGGAAUAGCACAUGGAAUUGUGGCCAGAACAACAGCUGGAUGAUACUAUAUUUGAAAAUGAAGAGGAUAUUGAAUGGGUUAGAGAAGGUGUGCGGGAAUAGAAAUUGACCCACUUACUUUGGAAAGUAAUGAGACAUAUGAUGAAGAAGACGACAUAUCUUAGUUACUUUUAUUAUUUUUGUCAUUAUUUUAGUAAAGAUUGUUAUUGAACAUAUAUAGAUCAUCGUGUUGGGGAUUUCUUACUAUGCGUUUUAGUUGUUUAAAUCUCGUAUGUGCAUGUGUCUUUUUGUUUGGCUUGUUAGUUUGAUAUUAUUUUAUACUUUUGGAUAGUAGAAAAUAUUUUUUAAUUUUGCAGGAACUAUAGUAUUUGAGCAAAUUUAUUGUGAUGGCAAGAAAAAGACAGAGAACUUCCAGUCAAGAAAUGCUUCUGCCUGAUUUUUCGGAGUAACAAGAAGAACAAAUGGGAGGUGCGGCAAUGCCUCAACCACCUCAAAACUGGCCACAAAAUGAAGUACAAGCUAUCCGAUCUGGUAAAUCAAGAAAUGAUUCACAUGAAAUAGAAAAUUCCCUAGACUCUAGUGUUAGUGAAGAGCAAUCUAAGCGACCUAGGGAUCCUACUAUGAUGCACUCAGGAUGGGGAAAAGAUGGUGGCAUUUUACAUGUUGAGUUCAAUGAUCUUAGCCAAGCUAUUAGGCCUGAUGCAGCUAGAUUGAGUUCAAAACUUGGUGUCAUAGCACGAAAUGGCAUUUUAGCUCCCUUAAAUCAUAAAGAUUGGAGGCUUGUGCCUAAACUGUACAAGAAUAGGAUAUGGGCUCAUAUUAAGGAAAAUACUGAUGCUACUGAGGAUAUGAGACGUAUGUUGAUGAUAUCGGUUGGAUCUAAAUGGAAAGAAUGGAAGCAUGAAGCAAAAAUGAUCGGUUAUGAGCCAUAUAACAACGAUAUUGAACGCUUAUCUAAAUGUCCAGAUAGGAUAGAAGAAGACCAGUGGAAUGCAUUAGUUCAUUAUUGGAGCUCUAAUGAAGCAAAGGAAAAAAGCGAGAGGAACAAAAAAAGUCGAAGGAAGUUGAGUAUGCCACACACAUCAGGAAGAAAAAGUCAUUCUCAAAUUAUAGAUAAUAUGACAAAGAAGAAUGGUGUAAAACCAAGUCGUAUCGAGGUGUUCAAAGAAACACGUACGAGAAAGAAUAAACAACCAAUAAAUGAGAUAGCUAAUGAAACUAUGAAAGAAAUGGAUGAACUUGCUAAGGUGUAUCCUGAGUUAAAUAUCCCUGGAAGUGCUCCCAAUGAUGUGUAUGCACAGGUUAUGGGAUCAGACACUCAUGAAAAUGUUCGAACUCUAGGAAAAGGAGCAGCUCCAAGUUUUGUUUAUGGCCCUGCAUAUAAACGAUCCCAGGCUGAGCAAAGAGAAUUUGAUAGAAGGGUUGAGAUAGAAGUUGAAAAAGCUACCUCCGCCAUAAGAAUUGAGAUGGAAGAAAAAUUGUCUGAAGCAAAUGAAAAAAUAGAAGCGAAGGAGAAAAAGUUAUUUGAAGCAAAAUAAGAAAUAAAAGAGAUGGGAAAAAAAUAUUUGAAGCAACAAAGGAUAUGGAAGCAAAAAUAGACGAGAAAGUAAAGUUGGGUAUAGGUGCAUAUCUAAAGUCUUUGGGUAUUACUAUUGGCUCAAAUAGGAAAUUAUUUGGUAAUGAGCAGGUUUCUGAUAACUCAAUGGACGAUCACCAACAAUCACUAUCACAUGUUUCCGUUGUUCACACAAAGAAGGUUAACAUAAUCAAGAAGACUGCAGUUAGUGAAGUUGGCACAAAGAAAAAGAAGUGGCAUUUUUGAAGGAAGUGAUACAUGUCAAUUACUGGCAAUGAAAAGCUUGACUUGUGGAUAGUUGGUUUUAUAAGAUUUAGUCUAGAAGUUAAGGAAAUUAAUUCGAAUUAGGAGUGAUCUUAACGUACUUACACGCUGAAGUUACUAUCUUUUAUGAUUUAGUUAGAUUUGAGUUUUACGUGAGAACAAAUUAUUUGAUUUGACAUA
Messenger RNA from Nicotiana tabacum (common tobacco), 4825 nucleotides. NCBI's taxonomy places the organism in Eukaryota, Viridiplantae, Streptophyta, Magnoliopsida, Solanales, Solanaceae. The record is from RefSeq and is a predicted model, not a curated record.